This is a messenger RNA of Fraxinus pennsylvanica, 357 nucleotides long. Lineage: Eukaryota; Viridiplantae; Streptophyta; Magnoliopsida; Lamiales; Oleaceae. The record is from the annotation of a GenBank genome assembly.
AUGGGGAUGGGGAUGACGACGAUGACGAUGAUGGUGACUACAACUACGCUCUGGCUGCAUGAUCGGAAGGUUUUGGUAAUGGAAAAAAAGGUUGUAAUGUUGUUAAUGCUGAUCGAAGGAUCGAAGCUAUUGGCUUUCAGGUCGAUCACCAACUAUUUGAAAGUUGAUAUCCAAUCCCUGAAGAUUUCAAAGAGGCAGCCUAUAUCAUCUUCAUGUGAGAGUACAGAGAACAGAAUCAUGCCUAUCAAAAGGCUUGAUCGUAGAGGGUCACUUGCCAUCAGGACCAUCUUGCUUCUUGUUAACCAUUUCCCUAUCAAUUUUAACCCAAAUCAGUAUCUAAAUCUAAUUUGCAUCUAA